ACGUUUGGACACAACAUGGCGAUGAGGCGCCGAGAGACACGACGACUCUUUCCCGACUGACACAACCAUGUUAUGUUUGUUGGCAUAGGGGGAAGCACGCGACAGGGAUAUACGUGAAAUUACGCGCAAGUAAUUAAAAACAGGAGAUUUUUCUUCCCCUGAAUGCCAUUACAUGCAUGUAGCUAUAGCGGUCCUAUAUAGCCCCGCUGCUGGAAAUCAAAAGCUGUACAUGGCGGUGGAGUAUAUCUGGUUCUUCUGUCUACUUUCUCUUGGUUACUGUGGAUUAUCCUCGCAAGAGAAGCCUGUGUCAGUUGAACUAAGCUGUGGUGCUGGUCCAGUCCAUGUGGUUCUGGAGCCUGGUGACCCUCUGCUGCUGGACUGCCACUUGGGGGCCAGUGAGCCCCCACUCAACGUGACCUGGCUGCGGGAUGGAUUGGUCCUCUCUGAGAGCCAGACCAUCCGGCCUCUGCUCAAUGGCUCCCUGCUUAUCCUGCCCUCCUACAUGAAUGGUCAGGCUUCAGCAGGUGUGGAGGGAGGGUACAGCUGCCUAAGUACCAGCUCUACAGGAACCUUGACCAGCCGGGCUAUCACCCUCCAUCUUGCCAGCUUGUCCCGUUUUCUUCAGGAUCCUGAACCUCAGGUUGUGCCUGUAGGAGGCACAGCACGGUUUGAGUGCUAUUUAGAUGGCAUGCCCACCCCAAGGAUCACCUGGGAGAAGAACCAGACACCCCUAACUGCACCUGCUGAACCUCAAGAGCUAUCAAGGUACAUAACUCUCCCUAACGGGGUGCUGCAGAUUUUAGGGGUCACUAAGGAAGAUGAAGGCUCGUAUCGUUGUGUGGCCUUCAACUCUGCCCGAAAGCGCUUCAGCCAAGAUGCGUCCCUCACAGUCAGCCCAGGUCUGUCUCAGGAGAGUGAGGUGGUGAUUGUCGCUCCACCGCGGAACUCAACAGUGGUCUUGGGUCGCCCGGCUGUGUUGGAGUGCAUGGCUCAGGGUGAGCCGAAACCCUUCGUUUCCUGGAUCAGGCAGGAUGGGAAGCCUAUAGCUACAGAUGUGGUUGUCCUGGCAACCAACCUUGUGAUUCCCGACACCCGUAGUCACCAUGCUGGAGUGUACGUGUGUCGUGCCAACAAACCCAAGACCAGAGAUUUCGUCUCAGCUCCCGCUGAGCUUCGAGUACUAGCUCCUCCAGUUAUCCUGCAGCCCCCAGAGGCUGUGUCUCUGUCCCGGGGUAAUACAGCUCGGUUUGUGUGUAAUAGCUCUGGUGACCCUCCCCCUGUUCUCCGCUGGUUGAAGAACGGAGAACCAGUCCAGUCUAACGCCCGAGUUAAGACUCAGAACCCUGGAGUUCUGCUCAUCAACCAGCUGCGUCUAGAUGAUGCUGGCUACUACCAGUGCAUUGCUGUCAACAGCCUGGGCACUGCCUGUGCCACUGCCAAACUCUCCGUUAUUGUGAGGGAGGGGUUGCCCAGCCCUCCUCGGCAUGUGUCAGCCUCACCCCGCUCUAGCACUUCUGCGCUGCUCACCUGGGACCCACCGGAACACAACAGUGACCAGAUCAUUGGUUUCUCAGUUCACUACCAACGCACAGCCGGCGCAGACAACAUGGAGUAUCAGUUUGCGGUGAAUAACGACACUACAGAGCUGCAUGUAAAGGAGCUGCUCCCUCACACAGCCUACACCUUCUAUGUAGUGGCCUACUCGCCCAUGGGGGCCAGCCGCCCAUCACAGCCCGUUACCGUGGAGAUGCUAGAGGAUGUGCCUAGUGCUUCACCGCAGCUAUCCCUGCUGAGCACAUCUCCCACUGACAUCAGAGUGAUGUGGCUGCCCCUCUCCUCCCAUCUCAGUCGCGGAGCCAUCACACGCUACCGCAUAGACUACAGAGCACUGGAGCAGGUGGAUUACAUAUACUCUGUGGAAGUAGGUGGGAAUGAGACACAGGUGACUCUUAGAGACCUGAAACCAAAUCAAACGUACCAGCUCCGUAUUGCAGCAGGAACACGUGCUGGGUUCAGUCAAUCUUCUGAGUGGGCCUCACACCACACACCAAACCUUACUCAGGUGCUCUUUGCUCCCACUGAGCUCAAAGUGAGAGCCAAAAUGCAUUCCCUACAUGUCACAUGGCAGCCACCACCCAAUCAUACUCAAAUCACCGGCUACAAGCUUUUCUGGAGGGAGUUGGACGGAGAGGAGCUGGCCAAUGAGGAGAACCCUGCGAUCAAUGAAAGGAGCCAGGGUGGUCAACAGAUCAAACUGAGGAAGAGAAUUAAACACCAUGAGGUCACAAACCUUGCUCCUGAUCGACUGUAUGAGGUGAAGGUUUGGGCGUUUAAUAAACAGACUGAAGGUUAUCCUGCCGUCUGGAAGGGAAAAACAGAGAAACUCGCAGAUCGAGUGCGGACUCCAGACUCUCUCCCACCGUUGCCGCCUAUCAGCAUCAGAGCUCGUGCCAACAGUUCCACCUCUAUCUGGCUCCGCUGGGAGAAACCACGCUUUAGCAGCGUGCGCAUCAUCAACUACACUGUACGAUGCAGCCCCGCAGGAAUACGCAAUGCAUCGCUGGUCUCAUACUAUACCAGUUCUUCUCAGGAGAUAUUUCUGGGAUCACUAAAGCCAUUUACCAGCUAUGAAAUCGCUGUGCAGUCUAAUGGAGUUGAUAUGAGCGGCCCCUUCAGCAGCACAGUGGAAGAGUCCACGCUGCCAGAUAAACCCUCUUCUCCUCCUGUGGAUUUGCAGUUGAGUGCGCUGGACUCAUUCUCGGUUUUGGUGAGUUGGCGCCCUCCGCUGGAGCCAAAUGGUAUAAUUUUGACAUACUGGAUCCUCUACACUGGCAACAUCAGCCAUCCAGACCACCUGUGGAUAAACCUCACACAUGAUGGUUCUGUCACCAGAACAGAAGUCCAGGGCCUGAUGAGUGGGACCUGUUACUAUUUUAAGAUGGGGGCAUGCACUGAAGUGGGGGUGGGACCAUUUUCACCUGUGAAGGAUGUCUAUACUCCACCAAAGAAAUACGAGCUGGAUAUCCAUGCUGUGACUGGUAUCAUUGUUGGAGUGUGUCUCGGGCUGCUCUGCAUCCUACUCUGCAUGUGUGUCAGUUUCCGCAAUGGAAAAACACGGGAUGUGUCUGGUGGACUGGACUCCAGUUCUUUGAGUCCUAAGUACAGGAGGGGUACCCGUCCAGUGCAAGCUGCUGUUCCUGACUGCAGUGACUGCCAUGAGCUGGAAACCCUCAUGCCUUCUAGUGCACAAGACCCCACCAGACCCGUUACAGAGCCCAGCGAGGAGCAGAGUCUCAUGAGUAACGUGGAAGUGACUGAUGACGGCCCUCCAGAAUCCAAGCCAGCCUGGAAUGGAUCUGUUAGCCGGAACUGGGCCAAUAGGAUCACCAGAUACAGAGACAUAAUAACUGAAGAUUCUUCUGCUCUAAUCAAUGGAGCCCUGGAGGGACCAGCAUCAGAGAACAGUGAAAGCGGGCAUGUGGAGAAGCUGUAUUCCCUCAGCAAGAACCAGGUGGAGGCUGAAGUCAUCGUGCAUUCACAGCUGUCCAAUGCCACAGUUGACCUAGGUCCACAAAGUGACAUGGAGCUCUGUCUUGAGUCUCCAUCUUCCCAGCAUCCUUCUCCUGGAGAGAAGGCAACUCCAUCAUCCCCUCGCAAACAGCAUGCCACGGCCCCUCCACCCUGUGCCCACAGCGAGGACAACCAUGAAACUCAAUCCCUAUCUCCAACCCCCAGCACUCACAUCUCUGAGGUACUGUCCAUUCACAAUGGACCAUUUGAGAGUGGGCUCAGCCAGCCAACAAUGGGCAGUGUCAAAAACCAUGGAGUGGGGCUUACUAAUGGAUUCCACUCCCCCAAACCCCUUCAGUCGAAGGCAGAAGCCCUGGAGAAUGGGGCCCACAGACUUUGCCCUGCAGGAAAGGUUCUGUCAACACCAGGCCUCCCUCCUACCCUCUCAUCCUUUGCCAGCUCUGGCCUUGUCCAUUCUACCUCAGGGGCACAUAGCUACCUGUACCCCUAAACUGGAAGGAAGAAAAGCGGGGAAAAAACUGUUUCCCCCACAUUCUGAGACAGCUGAGGAGACAAACAAGCCCACUUCAACAGCACCUUUCUGCUGGAGAAGUCUCGUAGCCAUGCACGCCUCCUCCCUUGGCUCGGUUUUUAUUGCAACCUCUUUGGUUCCAUUAUUUUAUAUGGAUGUACAUAUAGAAUAUUUUAUAGCACUUAGUAUCCAGGAAUAUGCAUUUUAUUGCGUUUCAGUGGCACACUUUAAUCCCUCUUUGUGUGCAUGUACGUAAUGUGCUGAAGUGAUAUAUACAGUAUGUUUACGUGCACACAUGAAGACAGAGUGUUGAUACUCUGAGGUGAAGCUAAAGGAUCCUGAGGCCAGCACCAGUGAAAAUGGAGCCCUGCAUGGGGAGACAGAGCAGAACUCAUUCAUGGGCGAAUGUAACGGAUUGAGCCAAGAUUAGUGCUAUCAGUGCCAGCAGGUGUAGUCCCAUUCUGUCAGAGAGAACCCAUAACGCUGCCACAAAGUACCACCUACUGCUGUCUCAGGGUCGCCACACACACACACACACACACACACACACACACACACACACACACACACACACACACACACGUUGCUACGGCUAUGCUUAUGAGGACUCUCCAGAGACAUAAUGAUUUUUAUACUGUACGAACUAUAGAUUCUAUCCCCUAACCCUAUCCCUAAACCUAACCCUCACAAAAAACUUUCUGCAUUUUUAAAUUUUCCAAAAAACGUCAUUUAGUAUGUAUUUUUUUUUUUUUUUUUUAUAGUGAUUUGAAUUAUGGGGACACUAGAAAUGUCCUCAUAAACCACAUUUAUAGCAUAAUACCCUUGUAAUUACCAGUUUGUAACCUAAAACAAAUGUCCUCAUAAACGACCCAAACCCACCCACACACACGCGCGCACGCACACACACACACACACACACACAAACAUACACAGUCCUGUGCUUUAGAAAUAGUUCUUCUUCUUUAACUUAAUCAGAUAGACAGGUACAUCUCCACAUACACACACAAACCUGAAAACAGUACAAAUAAAAACACAUUCCCUGAUUGGAGCUUAGUGUCUCAGGAGUCUAAAAUUUAAGGUGCAUUUAUCAUGGUCUGUAUAUACAGUAUAUUUGUACUACAUAUAUAUGAUUACUGUCAAAAUAGCGUGACAAAAUGUUGACAAAAUUGUGAAGGAAAAAAAUACAUCACUACAACAUUAAGAGGCCAUGUACAUUUUUUAUAAUUUCUACUCUGUGGAAGAAGUCGAGUGUACUUGUAAAGACACAUCACACUGAUUCAUGCUCCAAGUUUUUCUCACUCAACAACACUACCUCAUUUCUUUACAGGAUCGUUUGUUUCUUUGUGAUUUUAUGAGCAUCAUUAGGAAGGCGACUUCUUAAAUCUAGUUUUGAACCGUCUAAUUCAUAGCCUUUGAUAACAGCAGAAUCUACUGCCUUUCUCACUCUCUGUGUCUGUAUUCUUGUGUAAUGGUUACUGAAACCUUUAUCUCUGAUUAUUAGCCUGUGAGCAAGUGUGUGGUUAUUGGCUUGUCCAGUCCUCAAUAUCUUUUGUUGUGGGGGAGGGGAACUUUUGACAUUAUUUUGACACAACAGUUUGGCAAUAUACCCUUCAGGUGAAGGUAUUUAAACAUGAUGGAAGACUAACCACAUGGGUUAACCUGAGACCUCAAGGAUCUACCUGUUGACAUGCCAGUCAUCUCCUUUUUCUCAGGGAACUCUUUGCAGGGAAGAGUCUCAGUCUCAUUUUCAGUCAAACUAGGAAAUAGCCUCCAUCACUCAGACAGGUCUUGUCCCAUGCGCUAUUCUUUUUCCUUUAGCCUUGUUUGUCACAAUAUUGGGUUCAUGUGGAUCUGUAAAUAACCUCCUCCCACAGUACAUGCAAACUCAUAUUUGUACAGUAUUGCUGCUGAGAGCAGGAUUUAUAUCUGUUGCGCUUCUUUUUAUGCAUUUUUAAACACCUAUUUAAAGUAGUUUAUUUUAAAGAAACAUUUACAUAUGUCUUUUAUGUUAAUGUUGUUAUAUUAAUAGAAGUUUAAAGGAAUAUUUGGGGUUCAAUACAAGUAACGCUCGAUCGAAAGCAUUUGUGGCAUAAUGUUGAUUACCACAAAAAUUAAUUUGACUUACAGUGGAAGUGAAUGGGGCCAAUGCUUGGAGGGUUUAAGGGCAGAAAUGUGAAGCUUAUAAUUUUAUGAAAGCACUUAUAUUAAAUUCUAUUCAAAUUUGUGUGUCAUUUGAGCUGUAAAGUUGUUUUAUUUUUACAGUCAUUUUGAGGGUUGGAGGGUUCAUGGCAUUAUGUUGUUAUGGCAAUGAAGUUGUAGAAUUGGACAUUAAACAGAAAAGGUUAGUAAGCAAUUUUAUCACACUAAAAUCAUGUUAACACGAAUAUUGUCUUGUGGAUAAGUCUUGUGGUUAUACAUUUGAAACAUUGAGUAUUUUAACAUUUACAGAUUGGCCCCAUUCACUUCCAUUGUAAGUGCCACACUGUAAUCCAUAUUUUUGCUUUUUUUAAAGAAAAGGAGGGAUAAGUUGAAAUUAUUUUUGUGGUAAUCAACAUUAUGCCACAAAUGCUGUUGAUUGAGCUUGUAUUGGAAGCGGAAUAUUCCUUUAAAAAAACAAACAUUGAAAAACAAACACAAAGGCUCAAACUUUUGCCAUUAUAUUACAUCAGGUCAUUGACAGGACUGCCCAUGAUGCCAACGACAACACUCACUGUUCAGUGUUGUCUGUCUCAGUCAUUGCCACAUUUCAGCUGAUUGCCAUUGAUAAUACUUCUCUUUCAACAGAGUAGUGCUUUGGUGCUAGAGCAAGACUAGGGUUUUUUGUUUUUGUUUUUAAGAUGGUCUUUUAAACAUUCCAGUUUUUGUAUGUACAACAGGCCAAACUCAGGGUGGUUUAUGUAGGAAAUUAAGAAGUUGAAUGUUUGAAUUACUUCAGCUGCUUUUUUUUUAUUCAACACCAUCACUCAUCAUUAUAGUGCAGUGGCCAGUAAACAAUUUUUCCUUGCUCCGUAGCACUUCUAGUUUCAAAGACAUGAGAUUAUAACAUACCUGUUCAUUACACUUCCUAUACUAGUUCAGUAUGUUUGUAGUAGAGUUAAGGUGUAUAAAUGGAUUAUUGUUUAAAUGAUUUAAAUGUUCAUGGAUACAGUUACAUUGCCGCAAAAAUAAUUAUUCUCGGCAUGUACAGCAAUGUUUGUUUUGGAGUCAAAAUGACAGUCUUAGCUUCGCUACAUAGUCUUGUGCCAGAUACCUACAAAUUAACAUCAGAUUUUUGUAUUCAGCAUAACCUACCUACAGCAUUAGGAAUGUGUGGGGGGAAAAAAAUCUAUUGAUCUCUCUUUUUACUUCUGUCUGAAAAUAAGGAAAUUGUGUUCUGCCAGGGUUAGCAGAAUUUUCACUGUUGUCACUCUCAGAUAUGCAUGUUUUCAUAAACAACACUUCAGGAUAAUUUAUAAUAUUAAUACCUCAUUUGCUGCUUGUGAAUUUAAUCACAUUUAUACCUUCAACACGGCACAUAAAGUUUUAGUUGUUCUGAUCUUGCUUGGCAGCAGUAUUUUCUUACUUAAACCGGAUGAGUUGAUUGUCUUUUCUUACCUCAUGUUGAAGCCUUGCUUCUGGCAGGUUUUUGCUCUACACUAUUCGGGAGGCCAAUGUCAGAGUGUGGAAACGACAGGGAGGGGUCGUCAUUUGUGUAUGUCUGGAUAGGUCUGUAGGAUGUUUGCCGGAGAGAUGAUCAGAGGGUUCCCCUGUCAAGCCGUACCUCUUGAAACAGACAUAAGAUUAUAAAGGGCCGUGCGUAUGAUCAGUGCUUAUUGCUCAGGUCCCCUGUCUUUGCAUAAAACCUCUGGAGGAACAUGCCAGCUCAUUGUAAUGUUAAGUUGAGUUUGUGCAUUGCAGUAUAAAACCUCACCUGUCCUCCUGGAAAAUAAAGGCUUUAAUAAUAGGGGAAAGCAAAAACAAAUAGUAACUGAUGCACAGACACGAACGGUUUUUCGGUUGAAAUAAAUCUGUGAAUGAAUGCCUGUUUUCUCUUUGGUGCUUUGUGGUGACCUAGUCUGGUGAUGCGAGAAUUCAUCUUGUUUUUCCUUUGUUUGUUUUUUUACAACCAGUAGACCUGUGCUUUUCUGAUAUUCUCAGCACACAUACUGUGGACAAUUUUGUGUAGCACCAGCAACAGUAUGGUCUUUGACGUCUCUGUCAUUAAAUGCGAGAGACACAACAUCUGUCUUAAUACGCACAUAACAACACUAACCCAAUAUAAUUACACCAUGCGUUAGUCUGUAUCUUUUAUUUUUUAUCCUCAUGGCCUUCUAUGUAACUCCAAGUCUAUAGACUGUGAAGAGUUUAAGGCACAGGCAAAGAGAUUGGUAGAAGUGUUCACCAUUUAAUUUUGGUUCUCAUUUUGGACAUUGAUGUACUCCAACUUAAAGCCACUUAACAAUUGUAAAGUACAGCAUUAAGAUUUUUGAUCUCAGUUCCUACAUUGUUACAUAUUUGACCAGUCUGAUGAGUCUCUUACUGAAUUUAAGAAUUCUUCAAUUUACUUAAAUUGGAUUUAAUCCUUUUAACUGGAACAACUGCCCCCUAUGAAUAACUGAUGCAAUGAAAUUACAAAUUCAGGCACUCAGUUAUAUCUUAUACGUGAACUGUGAAAGGUGGAGUCUGAUUUCAGGUGGAUGAAUGUAGUGGAGGAGAUGAUAUUAUAUUGUACUAUGUAAAUAAACAUCUUAAUAAAAAUAAAAAAAUGAAGCUGA
Molecule: messenger RNA, 8796 nt
Organism: Myxocyprinus asiaticus (Chinese sucker)
Lineage: Eukaryota; Metazoa; Chordata; Actinopteri; Cypriniformes; Catostomidae
Product: immunoglobulin superfamily DCC subclass member 4-like
Exons: 20
Coding region: 173-4021 (1282 amino acids)
Biological process (GO): cell-cell adhesion; axon guidance
Cellular component (GO): plasma membrane; axon
Molecular function (GO): protein binding
Source: RefSeq, a predicted model, not a curated record